AUGAAGCUGAUAUUAUUAACAGCUCUCGUAAUAAAAUAUACAGUAGAAGCAAACGAACAAUUUCCUUUUGGCCCUCAAUUUCACAAACCAAGUCAAGGUGGAUAUGGAUCGGAAAGCUCAAUUUUCCUUCCUCCAGAAUCUCAUACACCCAUUCCAUAUUAUCCAGUAAAGAAUUUGAAUAAUUUACCAUUCCCCUAUUUGCCUCCCACGGGCACCAAAGCCCCCUCCGUAUAUCCCUCACCUUUUCCAGUAAUCUUAUCCUCAACAUUAAUACCUAUUUUUGAUGAUGACGAUGAUGAAAAGGAGGGCAACAAAAAAAUAAAUAGUCAUCAAAUUUCUUCACCGUCUACCCACACACAUCAACUUAUGCAAAAUAUAUCAGAAAACACUCCUCGAAACCCAACGCCAAUACAGAAAAGAGAUAUGAGAGCUACACCCAAAAUGGCAAAUUACCACAAUCCUAUUGACAGAAUAGAUAUGAGAUUUCCACAACACUUUAUGGGGCAAUCGACACCAAAUCCAGUACAUCAAACACCAAAAAAUAUGAUUAUUAACACACAUAGGAAUGAUCAUGUAUAUGAUCAGAUAAAAUCACCUUCGUCACAAAAUCCUCAUUAUGUUACUGCUCAUGGAUUUACGAUAUCAUCCACUACAGAACCAGCUAUACCGAUCUUACGUUUAUCGAAUGAAAUGGACUUAGACGGAAGCUUCAGCUACGAAGCCUUAGGUGCAGAUCAGACCCACUACGUGCAACAUAGUCACAUGGAGAAUUUGGGUUCUGAUAAACAGGAACAAGUAGUAGAAGGAUCAUAUUCUUACGUAGGUGAUAAUGGACAAACGUAUACAGUUCAUUAUAUUGCUGAUUCUAAUGGAUUUCGAGCAAGUGGCGAUCACUUACCUGUAGCUCCACCCAUUCCCGAAAUUAUUCAAAGAGCAGUCCAAUACAACUUGGCAGAAGAAGCUAAAAAACCGCCUCAUCUGAGGGAUUGGCAAGAUAAUGAAAAAGAUUUUGACUCAAGUGAUAAAGGACAACAUUUUGCUGCACCACCUCCAAGAAAUUUAUUUACUGGACGAACGCCUGAAGCAUUCUCAUACAGUUUUGCUCAAGGAUCUAAUAAUGAGAAUACUGCAGCAGGAGGUUCCCAAAUUCCAGUUAAAACCAAUGCCGAUUUCAUUAUUGAUCAAUCAAGAGCGAAAUCUAGCAUUUCACCUCAAAUCACCUUUUUAGCUUCACAAGGAGCACAUACGCCUUCCAUGAACCAACCAUCUCCACAACAAUCUAUAUCAAGAAUAUUUAAUAACGAUAAAUCUAUGCCACAGCUUAUCAACUACGAAGCCGGUAAUAAAGAUGCUGAAUUGGAAGGUAACAAGGCUCUGUGGCGCUGGCAAUAUGGUUUGAAUCCAAAUCCUAAUCUCAGUCAAACACCAGAAAAAAAUACAAUAUCGAGAUCGUUUGGAGAAGGUGACGACAUUAUGAUUAAUUUCAACGAUAUGACUCCAGAACAAUAUACAAAAAUGUUAGAAUCACAACUAGACACAAUAAACAAAGAAAGUGGUACAUCAUCAGUGUUUUACAGUAAUUACAAUCAGUAUAAUGAUGGAAAUGAAAAUAAUAAUCAUAUGGCAAAAAAUGAAAACAAAUACGAACACCAAUUAUACCAAAGUGAUAGCUAUCAUUCUUCAACAGUAAACACUGUCCAAAGUCCCCGGACUGAACCACAAUCAACAACGACAACUGUUUCAUAUACUAACAGUUCUCCAAUAAAUUAUAUUAAAAAAGACACCACCAAAUUAUUGUUCAACAAUUUUUCUUCAAGCGGCAUAUACAAUACCUUCAGUUCACCUAGUCAAUCAGAAUCAAGUCUAUAUGAAUAUAAAGAAAUUCCUUACGACAUCAAAAGAACAAAAGCUCUUCAUGCAAAUAACCCCAUGAAAUCUGUUCACAAUGUAAACUCUAUUCCUGUUACAAAGAAUGCAAAUAAAUUAUAUUUCGACUCAUGGACAAAUAAUAAAAUUACAGAUAAUGAACCAAAUACCAUAACCCAAGUACCUCUUUUUCACAGUACAACAAGUACACCUCCUUUUUUAAAUACAUAUGAACAAAAAUCGGACUUCAAACCAAUGUACAAACCGUUACAAGAGACUAGAGAAACUACAACAAAUGCUCCACAAACUAGUACUGAAAAUAUGUUUAGAACCAAUAUUUUCCUUAAAAGUAUUUCUAGUUCAAAGAAAUCUGACACGCUAAAUAGUGAAAAUAAAAAAAUAGAAGAACCAAUAAAGGAGAAACAUAAUUAUAUCGAGGAAGAAUCAAAAUACAUCAUGCAAAUACCAAACAAUUUAAACGCGGAAACGAAAGCCGACAAAUAUCCCAAGUUCAUUCCACAUCUAUCAAAAACAACCAAUGACGUAAAAAAUACGAAACCUAAAUUAGCAGAUGUUUUAAACUAUAUUACAAAUAAGAACCCAUUUGAGUCGACUAAAUUAAAACGAAAGAGUAAUAUGAACUAUAAUAAUUAUGACCAAGGGAACGAAAUGAAUUACGAAAUAUACCAACCAAACCAACAAGUUAACAAUAACGAAGAGGAAGACGAUUUUGUACAGCGGCAACCUCAACCUCCUAGUUUUCCAAGAUUUAACAGGGAACAACGUGACGAAUUGCGUGGUGUAAUUAAAAAUUACAAAGUGUUACAUCGUAACAGUAAUUCCAAAAGCUUAGAUCAAAACGGCUACCAUGUCCGAAAAGAAAUUACACAGCCGGCAAUAAGAACGCUCCAAUCAUCUGGAUUACCACCCCUGGGACGAGCCGGGCCGUCAAUGAAAAGUUAUUUACCACCAAUAUAUGUAAUUGCAACCUUAAGUCUUAAACCAGGGCUCUCCGACCUCGCACCGGUCUUGAACAGGACAAGUUUAAACGAGGCUGGACGACCUAAAACCAGCUGCGAGUACCCUCCGGGGGAGGAAGGACCCGGAAUCCAGCAAGGAAGCUGCUGGUUAGUGGACCUAUCGCUGAGACCGAUUUCUUCCAGGAAAUCUGGGGAUGGAGAAAGAGAUAGUAAGAAUAAAGAAGACGGGGAUGUAGAUAAAAAAAGGGAAAGCUCAUAUCCUAGCAGUAGGGAUUUAUUAGCUGAUCGUGAUGAUCACGACAAUUCUAGAACUGGUUCUUAA
Messenger RNA from Diatraea saccharalis (sugarcane borer), 3168 nucleotides. The record is from the annotation of a GenBank genome assembly. Lineage: Eukaryota; Metazoa; Arthropoda; Insecta; Lepidoptera; Crambidae.